AUGUCGACCACCGCUGUAUACACCCACGGGCAUCACGAGUCUGUCUUGCGCUCCCACUCCUGGCGCACCGCAACCAACUCGGCCGGGUAUCUUCUCUCAUCUCUCCAACCACACAUGCACAUUCUGGAUGUAGGCUGCGGUCCCGGAACCAUAACCAUCGAUUUCGCCACGUUGGUUCCCCAGGGACAAGUCACCGGCCUGGAACCGACUCCAGGCAUUCUAGAGCAGGCCCGUGCCAAUGCAUCCCAGCGAGGCGUGGACAAUGUUCGCUUUGUCGUCGGCAGCGCAUACGCGCUCGACUUUCCGGAUGCCACCUUCGACAUCGUGCACGCCCAUCAACUGCUGCAGCAUUUGGGUGAUCCCAUCCAAGCCCUUCGUGAGAUGCGUCGCGUCACCAAGCCGGGCGGCUUUGUCGCAGUGCGCGAGGCAGAUUUCUCAGCCAUGACAUGGUAUCCCGAAGUGGAAGGGCUGAACGAAUGGCGGGAGCUUUACUUCAAAGUUGCCCGCGCUAAUGGCGGCGAGCCCAAUGCCGGUCGACGGCUUGUUGCGUGGGCGCUCCAAGCAGGUUUCGACAGAGCCAGCAUCACGACGACCGCUGGAACUUGGUGCUACAGCACUCCCGAAGAGCGCGCCUGGUGGAGUGGGAUGUGGGCGGACCGCACUGCUCAGUCGGCCUUUGCAAUGGGGGCAAUAGACCAUGGUUUUGCCGACAAAAAUGAGCUUGCUCGCUUCGUGCAAAUCUGGAGGGAGUGGGGUACCAAAGACGAUGGUUGGUUUGCUCUCCUUCACGGAGAGAUCAUCUGUCACGUCGUUUAG
This is a messenger RNA of Heterobasidion irregulare TC 32-1, 816 nucleotides long. RefSeq lists its product as uncharacterized. The record is from RefSeq and is a predicted model, not a curated record. The transcript has a single exon. Gene Ontology annotation, molecular function: methyltransferase activity. The coding region runs from base 1 to 816 and encodes 271 amino acids. Lineage: Eukaryota; Fungi; Basidiomycota; Agaricomycetes; Russulales; Bondarzewiaceae.